Messenger RNA from Boeremia exigua, 1817 nucleotides. RefSeq names its product Mycolic acid cyclopropane synthetase-domain-containing protein. The coding region runs from base 279 to 1646 and encodes 455 amino acids. The record is from RefSeq and is a predicted model, not a curated record. NCBI's taxonomy places the organism in Eukaryota, Fungi, Ascomycota, Dothideomycetes, Pleosporales, Didymellaceae. The transcript has 3 exons. Gene Ontology annotation, biological process: lipid biosynthetic process.
AGCAUCGAGGCUCUGGAUGCCCCGGCGCAAUCAACAGCACCGCGUCGGCCCUCGGGCUUCCGCGCAACGGUGUGUCAGUUUGCUCAAAUGCUUAGGCGCGCCGGAUUUCAGUCGAGGGUCUGUCGGAUGUGUCUUUCUCUUUCCUCGAGGGUCUCAAUUCUGCGCACUCAAACGUGACAGCGAGCCCUGCGACGCCUUAUCUAGCCUUUUAAGAUCAUCGUAUCUGCCAAUUGACCUGUCUGAAGCUCUCUGCUUCUUUCUACCCCCUCGAUAAUAACAUGUCGCUCUACAACACGUUGACGGCGCCCGCUUCGGCGAUCCUUAGCACACUCACAUCACAGACAUGGCAACCGCUCGUUUCCAUGUGCAAAAACGGCACAUUAGCGCAGCUACAAAAUAUUAAAAUCGGAAGGCUUAUUGUGUUCGAGGGCAGCGAGAGCAAGGCCAAGAAUGUGUUUGGCGCGGACAAGGAGGGAGUGCCUGUUGCUUAUCUCCACGUACAUGAUGAGAAGUUCUGGGUGCGAUUGGCACUUUUUGCGGACAUGGGCUUCGCGGAAAGCUACAUGCUUGGAGAGGUCAGCUCGCCGGAUCUGACCAAAUUCUUUGAGCUAUUCAUUCUGAACCGCAAUCACCUCGGUAAUGGAUCAAGCAUCACAGCGGCGAUUUCAACAGGGCUGGCAGGAUUGUUUCGCGGUAGCAACAACCUGAAGAACGCGAAGCUGAACAUCAUGGCGCAUUACGAUAUCUCCAAUGAGAUGUUUGCCGCAUUCCUCUCCCCGGACAUGACAUACUCGAGCCCGAUCUGGCUCCCGAAGUCGAACCCCGAGUCUGCAGGCGAAAGCCUGUACGACGCGCAAAUGCGCAAGCUCGAUCGCUUCAUCGACAACACACACAUCAAGGGAACUGACCACGUCCUGGAGAUUGGCACAGGGUGGGGAAGCUUCGCCAUGCGAGCAGUGCAGCGCACAGGGUGCAGAGUGACAUCUUUGACCCUGUCAAUUGAGCAGAAAGAGCUAGCAGAGGAGCGGAUACGCGAAGCGGGCAUGUCAGACAACAUCACAGUACUCCUCUGCGACUACCGGAGUCUCGAGGUUCCCGAAACAGGAGCGUUCGACAAGAUCGUGUCGAUUGAGAUGCUGGAAGCCGUGGGCCAGGCGUACCUGAAGACGUACUUCCAGUGCGUGGACAAGCUGCUGAAGAAGGAGGGCGGCGUGGCGUGCUUCCAGUGCAUCACGAUGCCCGACGGACGGUACGAAGCGUAUGCAAAGUCCGACGACUUCAUCCGCCGCUACAUCUUCCCCGGCGGCCACCUCCCCGCCGUCUCAGAGCUUGUCUCGUCGAUACAGAGCGCGUCUGGAGGCUCACUCGUCGUCGACAGCAUCGAGAACAUCGGCCCGCACUACUCGAAAGCCCUGCGCUUGUGGAGAGAGGAGUUCCUGAACAACUGGGACAGCAGGAUAAAACCGCAGCUGAUCAAGGAGAAGCAGGGCGCACUGGACGAGGAGGGCGCGGAUAUUUUCAAGCGGAAGUGGGACUACUACUUCCGCUACUCGGAAGCCGGGUUCUCCACCAAGACCCUGGGCGACGUGAUCAUCACCGUGGGCCGCGAAGGCGCCGUCCAAAUGAUGGAGGACGUGCCUCUCUAGACCCCUGCUUUGUACCGCCUCGCACUUGCGAGCGCUCUGCUUUACGCAAGAUACCACAUAGGUGCCAUCCUAUACCAUCGCGUCUACAUCAGCUUCUUCGCUUCCUCGACUAACACCUUCAUCCCCUCAUCUCCCGCCCCCGCCCGUGCCUCAAACGCGCUCAUGUGCUCG